AUUCCCCAUGACGUCACUGGAGAUAGUCACGGAAGUGAAGUGAGCGACGAAACAAGACAGAAACUCAAAUAAGUUUGUGUGUGCGCUCGACUCGUAUUUACAGGCUGUCCGUCAUCAUGCUGGGAGGUGGUUUCAAAUCAGAGAGGCUGAGAGUCAACCUCCGACUGGUCAUCAACCGACUCAAACUCCUUGAGAAAAAGAAAACUGAGCUUGCUCAGAAGGCCAGGAAAGAGAUUGCAGAUUACCUGUCAUCAGGUAAGGAUGAGCGGGCACGGAUCCGUGUGGAGCACAUCAUCAGAGAGGACUAUCUGGUUGAAGCCAUGGAGAUCUUAGAGCUUUACUGUGACCUGCUGUUGACUCGCUUUGGCCUCAUUCAGUCUAUGAAAGAACUAGAUCCAGGCUUACAGGAAGCAGUGUCCACCCUCAUCUGGGCAGCUCCUCGUCUGCAGUCAGAGGUGUCUGAGCUAAAAAUUGUGUCUGAACAGCUGUGUGCAAAAUAUAGCAAGGAGUACGGCAAGCUAUGCAGGACAAACCAGAUUGGCACAGUCAACGACAGGCUGAUGCACAAACUGAGUGUUGAGGCUCCUCCCAAGAUCUUGGUCGAGCGCUACUUGAUAGAGAUCGCAAAGAACUACAAUGUCCCCUAUGAACCUGACGCCAUGGUCCGGCCCGAGGUGUGUACUGGGGAGGAGGCAGACCUGAUUGAUGUCGACAAUGACAGGAAGUCUGGAGGAGGAGGAGGUGGUGGAGGAUUCACAGCUCCUCUAGCUCCUGGAAUCCAUAUGCCUAUGCCCAUGCCUAUGGCUAUGCCAAUGCCAACAGCUUUCAACUAUCCACCUCCCAAUGGAGCUGAACCGUUUCAUGCACCCGUUGGAACCUACAACAGCUUCCAGCCCCCCAUGGGAGGAGGGCAGCCACCUCAGUUGCCCACUUCUCCCCCUACAUACGAGUCUAUUGACGACCUAACUGAAAAACCUUCUGUUCCUUCCCAGGGCAUAGGUCCCGCUCCUUCGGCUCAGAUUUAUGACAACAACGCUCUUCCAGAACUCCCAUCUGUUCCUGACACACUCCCAACAUCCUCCUUGGGCAGAAGCAACACCACCUCGGAUGACAUUGACUUUGAUGAUUUGACGCGGCGCUUUGAGGAGCUGAAGAAGAAGACCUAAAUGCUUUAACCUGAUAUACAUAAACAGGCCUGUGUCACCUACACAGCUCAGAACAGGAAAUAGGAAUUGUUCAAGGCUCUGAAUCAGAUUUGGGUAGCUCUCCUCCCUCUUUCUUGGUGAAGUAAUUUUACACAAAUAUUAAACAUACAUGUAAUCUAUUACCUCAUUUAUAUAGCUAUGACCAGCUAAUGAGAGAGAGUACUUUUAAGUGCCACAUGUUUUCAUUUCUUCUGUUUGGCACGUUGGAUAAAAUCUUAAACAAUCAUGUGGGUGUUCACCCCUUCUCGCUCCUUAUUUAAAAUCGCACUGAAGUUUAACCUUUUCCAUUUGUCUGUGUGGUAAUUAAUAUGUUCACAUUUAGAUCUUAAGUGUUGAUUUUCCUGAAGGUUUUGGGUUUGAUUGAUAUUUAUAGUACAUGCCUUUAUUCUACUUUGCACACACUGUCGCUGUGAUCUUUGCCACUGUGUCGCUCAGUCCCGUCUCAGACCAGUUUGACAGGUAUAGCGGGCUGCGCCACCUCGGUGGCGAACAAGCUUUUACACAUUAAAGUCACCAUUUAGUUUCCAAAGUGAGGCUCCAACAGUCAGUGAGGUUUUUCUCAGCUGUACAGGGACACAUAGAAGCCAUAUUUUCAGUGUGUUACGCAGUUUUUCUCACUGUGGGAUCGUUAAAUACUCAUCAUUACCGAGCUUCUCAAACUUCAAGGUGUAUUUAUAUCAGAAAAAUUGUAUGAUUUCAAACCUUUUCCGUUUGAGAGGCGAUGGGACACAGAUGUAAAGUGACAACAUGUAUGGAAAUCUGUAAUAUAAAACACAGCAAUAUAGGUAGACUUAUUUACAUGAAUGAUUUAACUGUAUAGGAAAAGGAGUUUGGCAGCCGGGAGUUGUUCAAUAUUUGACAAAUCUGUUUUAUAUACACUAUCUCCAAAUAAAGUUUUCUUUUUGCCCUUUUGAA
Messenger RNA from Pelmatolapia mariae (spotted tilapia), 2120 nucleotides. RefSeq names its product IST1 factor associated with ESCRT-III (gene ist1). NCBI's taxonomy places the organism in Eukaryota, Metazoa, Chordata, Actinopteri, Cichliformes, Cichlidae. Bases 117 to 1166 code for a protein of 349 amino acids. The transcript has 10 exons. The record is from RefSeq and is a predicted model, not a curated record. Gene Ontology annotation, biological process: protein transport.